This is a messenger RNA of Trichogramma pretiosum, 4124 nucleotides long. RefSeq lists its product as uncharacterized. Gene Ontology annotation, molecular function: endonuclease activity; protein binding. Lineage: Eukaryota; Metazoa; Arthropoda; Insecta; Hymenoptera; Trichogrammatidae. The transcript is spliced from 5 exons. The record is from RefSeq and is a predicted model, not a curated record. Bases 331 to 3477 code for a protein of 1048 amino acids.
AUAUUGGUUGUUUAUAUAUAUAUAGAUCAAAGUUCGACUCUCCAUUAGUGCUUUCAGUGCACAUCGGUGGCAAUAUUGAGAAAUAAAAUUGGCAAACUUGUCUUAUUCAGAAUCCAGAUGCGUCACUAUGUUAUUUAACUGACAACAUGAUGUUUACGUCUGGCAAUGCGAUUCAAAAAAGUCCGGUGGGGGUCAAAGCGACUUGUCUGUUUACAUGUGAAACAUGAUAGUAUCGCGAGCAGGUAGUGACCAAGUCAAAAGACUUUAAAUUGUAAUCUAUAAUUUAGAGUAAUGUUAUGAUUAAGUGAUAAAAAAGCAUCAGUCAAUAAAAUGAGUGUCAAAAUAUCAACGCCGAAACAAAAAGCUGAUUUGUAUCUUGCAUCGUCGCUAUGCGAUGGAAUAGAAGACAACGACUUUCAACAAGUAGUAACACUUCUACAAGAUAAAGAUGCUGAUCCCAAUGUGUUGAUGCCACUUCAUGGUAUCACUCCAUUUCAUUUGGUUAUUGGCAAUGAUUCACAAACAUUUGCAGAAGAAGUCACAAAGUUAUUUUUACAACAUGGUGGAAAUCCAAACGUUAAAUCAAUAGAUGGAAUGACGCCAGUUCAUGUCGCUGCAGCAUGGGGUCGAACUAAUAUUUUAAAACUUUUGUUGGCCAACGGAGGAGAUCCAUUAUGUCUUGAUUUUGAAUGUUAUUCUCCUUUUCAUUAUGCUUUUAAAGGACAUCAUUUUGAAACUGUAGGUAUUCUUAGUGAAUAUUGCAUGGCCAUGGAAAAUGAAAAUGGAAAAAAUGACAUCAUACCAAAAUAUAAACUAGAAUUUGAUAAACUCUUGGUAAAUCUUGGAGAUAUGUUAGCUGAAUAUUCUGCAUCAAGCAAUCCAUCUAUACAUAAUUCAGAUGAAAAUUCAUAUUUAUCUGAUGAUUGUAGUGAACUUUUUCAAAUUAACUCGGAAUAUUCUGAUGAUUGUCAGUCAGGAAGUUUACUUUAUUGCGAUAAGAAUUUAGUCAAUUCCAGAAAUAGGAAAGAAACAUUAGAUACAUACUGUGAUAAUCUAAAAAAUAAUAAUUAUCAAGAUAGUGCUUUUAAUUCUGAAACAGAAGAAUCAAAAAAGAUGAUAAAUAUGGUUAAUGACAUUAUAUCACAGUUAUCUAAUUCUUGUACGAGUGACAUUGAUUUAAAUAAUAUAUCUUUUAACGAAGAAACAGAAGGUAUAAAUAUUUUGAAAGAUAUUAAAUCCAAACAGAAAAUUGGUAUUAGCAGAAAAGAAAGAAACACCAAGUCAGUACAUAAUUCUCAGAUUUCUAAUAAAAAAAGGAGGCAGUCGACAUUGCAAAUUAUCAAACAUCGUAAUGAGCUCAAAAAAAGAAAAUCGAAAAAAUUCAUUAACAAAAGCAAUAAAUUAUCAGAUGAAAGUUUUUUUGAACAUAAUGUUUCUCAAAGCUUCACAAAAAAUAGUCCAAGCAGUCAACAUACUUCUAUACAUAAAAAUUCAUCAAUAGAGAAUGAUUGGCUCCAUGAACCAAUACUCAGUCAAUCUCCAAAUUUACAUAUUAGUUCAAAGUUAAUUGAUAAAAAUAACGAAUCAAUAGAAAGUUUAGAAGCUAAAUCUACCUCUAAUAAACCUAAAACUUCUCUUAUUUCUCAAGUCGUUGAACAAAAAUUUUUAGAACCUAGUAGCUCAAGUGAUUUAAAUUUUAAAAAAAUUCUCAAACCAAAGAAGUAUUUUAUAACACCUAGAAAGUCGACUGUAACCAAAACUAGUGAAAAUUUUUUAAAAAAACAAUUAAAUAAUGAUUACAAAACUAAAGUGAAUGAACAUUUAAAAUAUUUGUCCCCAUUUAAUUCAAGCAAUAGCAAAUCUAAAACCCUAAUAACUUCUAGUAAUGGCAAUCUUCAAAAAUCAAUUAAAUUGAAAAAAAAUCCAAAAAAUAUUUCUAAUCAUCGAAAUAAUGUUCUGCCCAAUUUGGAGCAAAAUAAUUCAGCUGAUUAUACUCAAAAAACAAACUACUCAAGUGACUUAUUUGACAGCCAUGUGGAUAGCUAUGAUAAGAAAUCAAAUAAAACAACUUCUCUCAAAAUAUCAGGUGUCGAAUUGCUUGAUACUAAAGUAAUUUCGAAAUCAGAUAUAAAGUCAGACUCUUCAACAGAACAGUCAAUAAAUUUUCCAUCUGAAAUUUGUAUUGAGAAUCAUCAAAAUCAAAUAAAAGAAGAAAAAAUAAGUUUAGAUAAUAUAAAUCAAACAUUUGAAAAAACCAUUAAUUUAUCAAGUAGUCUAAUAGUUGCCCAAGGAUCUUUAUUAUCAAAUGCAGAUAAUGAUAGGAAUAAUGAUGCUUUACAAGAAAUCAAUUUUCAUGAUUUAUCCGAUGAUACUAGACCUGAUAACUACAGUAUAAAAAUUGACCAUAAUGAUGUGAACUCACUAAUAUCAUCAAAUGAUAAUCUAAUCUAUAUCAGAGAUGAAUCAUUGUCUUCAUACAGAAAAAUUGAUUUAGAUUCAUUUUUAAGUAUGGAAGAGGACUACAAGUAUGAAGAUUUGGACGAAGGCAUUGUUUUCCUUGAAAAAAGAUUUUGUGUUGCACCAUCUUGUGCUUCAUCAGAAACUUCUUCGUAUUAUACAUGCAGUACAUUUAAGUCGGAGUCUUUACCAAAUGAAAUGUAUGUUAUGGAUAAAAUAACUUUACGAGAAAGAUUAGAAAAUAUGGGACAAAAUCCAGGACCAAUCACAACUACGACUCAUCGAGUUUAUUUAAAAAGACUUCACAAACUAGAGUCUCAAGCAUUAAAAUCUGUGCAUCGAAACGAAAUUUUAGCACCCAAAACACAAAAUCCUCUUGAUUUCAACAAGGAAAAAAAUUUGUUGAAAUCUUCUUUACUUGCUAUAGAUUGGAUAAAGAAUAUUGACGAUUUUGAAACUAUUGAACGAAAAGUUUUUUUCGAAUUUGACGUUCCAAACCCAUCUAGAAAAUGGCGUGAAGGUACGAGUAAAAGCUCUUUCAAUUACUUAUUGCUUGAUCCUCGUUUAACGCAAGAUCUACCAAGAAGAGCAGCUGAUAUGAAAACAACUGAAAAGUGGGAGGCAUUUUUAUCUGCCAUUUUCUAUGUUGGCAAAGGUAAAAAAUCGAGACCUUAUGCGCAUCUUUAUGAUGCUUUUAAAAUUUGGGUAUCUAAAGAUCAAAAAGCAGUAAAUAAUAAAAAAAUUCAACGAAUUUUGGACAUAUGGAAUGAAGGUAAAGGUGUGGUUGUUUUACAUGUCUUCCACAAUACUAUUCCAGUAGAAGCCUACACUCGAGAAGCUAUGAUGAUUGAUGUACUUGGUACUAGAAAAUUAGGCAAUUGUAAAUCAGGUGAUUAUUAUGGCAUUGCGGCAACAUGGAACCACAAGGAAAAAUGUGAAUUCGGACGGUUUCUAUUGUUUAAGGCUUUGCAGAUAUUUCUAAUUGAAGGAGAAAGGCAAAUUUUUCCGGAUAAUUUAUAAUUCUGUUUAGUUUUAAAUUGUAUAAAGCCUGUAUUAUAUUGACUAUUGUGCAAAAGCUAGUUAAGUAUUGAAUAUUAUAGCAGUUUUGAACAUGAUUUUGCUUAUAUAGUUUUAUCAUAAAUAUUUAACAAUUGUUAUAUACAAGAUUUAAAAAAAUUUUGAAGUAUUAUAAUAUUAAAUUUAUAAUAUUCUGUCAGUCAUUCAAAUUAGACGUUUAAGAUAUGUUCGCCUGACAAUUAAGUAACUACAACUUAGCUUAUUGACGUGUGUGAUAAAAUUCAUUUAUGAAUUAACCAUCUAAUAAUUGACAGUAUUACUAAAUGAAGUUAAAUUAAUGUAAUUAAAAUGUAAGGCAUUCAUAUAUUCAGUUUUUAAAUUGCAGGGAUUUAAGGGAACUAAAAGUUCAAUAAAAUUCUAACGAAGUUAUAUUAUAUCUUAAAUCACCAAAGUUUCUGAAUUAAAUAAAUUGUAAAAAAUAAUUGUUUCGAUUAUACUAUAUCAAUUUUGUUUGUGGUAUGAUGCUUAGAAAAAAGGAUAAUGCAAGGAAUAAUAUUAAAAGACUUAUUAAUCCAUUGAUUAUGAUAAUUGAAAAAUAGCAUAUAUAAUUUAAUAAUAAAAGUUUUUAUAAAAAAAGUACAAAACGUAUU